Dipodomys ordii (Ord's kangaroo rat) is the source of this 6120-nucleotide messenger RNA. It is a transcript of the gene Frem1, whose product is annotated as FRAS1 related extracellular matrix 1. Gene Ontology annotation, biological process: cell communication. The record is from RefSeq and is a predicted model, not a curated record. Gene Ontology annotation, cellular component: membrane. The transcript has 35 exons. NCBI's taxonomy places the organism in Eukaryota, Metazoa, Chordata, Mammalia, Rodentia, Heteromyidae. The coding region runs from base 1 to 6120 and encodes 2039 amino acids.
AUGAACGCUCCACGCUGGGCCCGGCCCGAGGCCCUGCUGCUGCUCUUGCUCCUGGACUGGACCAGCUCCACCUUCAUCACUGUGAACCGAGGGAUGAGGGUGAUGAAGGGCAGUUCCGCCGUCCUGUCGGCAGAAGACCUGAAGUUUGCCAUCCCCAGGGAGAAAGACGCCUGCAAAGUGGAGGUGGUGAGGAACGAGCCGAUAACCCAGAGGGUUGGAAAGCUCACCCCACAGGUCUUUGACUGCCAUUUCCUUCCCAAUGAAGUAAGGUAUGUUCACAAUGGGUGUCCGAUCCUUGAUGAAGAUACUGUGAAGCUUAGGCUUUACAGAUUUACUGAAACAGACACAUUCAUGGAAACCUUUGAGCUGCAGGUCCAUCUCCUAGAACCAGACUGUAACAUCAUCCACAUGAAUGACAAAGUGCUGGAGGUGUCUGAAUUUUAUGGCCUGUCCAGAACCAUCGAUAAGAACCUGCUCAGCUUUGAUUAUGACAGGACAGCCAACCUGGAAUGUACCAUCAGGCUAGACCCCCUGACAACCCUGCUGCCAGCCCAUGGCCAAAUGGUUGUGGUGGAACCUCUUCCAGAAGGACCUCGUGGAGAUCAGCCACACAGUUUUUUCCCCGAGUCCCAACUGGGAACAGAACUGAAGUGUCCAGGUGGAAGCUGUGCCCUGGGAUUGAAGAAAAUAGGAAGUCUCAAAGUGAGCUGUGAGGAGUUCCUGCUGAUGGGGCUUCGUUAUCAACAUAUGCAGCCCCCUUCCCCCAACAUUGAUUAUAUCCCCAUCCAACUGGACCUCAUGGACAGCAGGAGUAAAAUCGUGUACAAGAUUGAGCUGGAGGUGUUGGACUUCUUCUUUGGGAAGAGUGCCCCCAUCGUAGUCCACAUUUCCAUCCGAACAGCAGACACCAAUGCUCCCCGAGUGUCCUGGAAUACAGGUCUGGACCUCCUGGAGGGGCAGUCUCGGGCCAUCACCUGGGAACAGUUUCAGAUUGUUGACAAUGAUGACAUUGGUGCUGUCCAGUUGGUCACUGUCGAUGGCCUGCGGCAUGGACGCCUUACCGUAAGAGGGGAGAAAGGAUUCCUCUUCACUGUGGCUGACCUUCAAGCUGGAGUUGUUCGCUAUCAUCACGAUGACAGCGACUCCACCAAAGACUUUGUGGUAUUCAGGAUAUUCGAUGGUUUUCACAGCACCCGCCACAAAUUUCCCAUCAAUAUCUUACCCAAAGAUGACAGUCCUCCAUUCCUUAUAACCAAUGUUGUGAUUGAACUGGAAGAGGGGCAGACCAUCCUGAUCCAAGGGUCCAUGCUGAGAGCUUCAGACAUGGACUCCAGUGAUGACUACAUCUUCUAUAAUAUCACAAAGCCCCCACAGGCUGGAGAGAUCAUGAAGAAGCCAGGGCCAGGACUGACAGGCUACCCUGUCCAAGGCUUCCUUCAGAGGGAUCUGUUUAAUGGAAUCAUUUCCUAUCGUCACUUCGGUGGAGAAAUAUUUGAAGAUUCUUUUGAAUUUGUCCUGUGGGACAGCCAUGAGCCUCCAAAUCUGUCAGGGCCACAGGUCGUGACAAUCCAUAUCAUUCCAGUAGAUGACCAGCUUCCAAAAGAGGCUCCUGGAGUCUCUCGACAUUUGGUUGUUAAGGAAACAGAGGUGGCCUACAUAACCAAGAAGCAUCUACAUUUCCUAGAUAUGGAAUCAUGUGACAGAGAGCUGCUCUACACAGUAACAACACCUCCAUUUUUCUCUUUCGGCCCCAGACACUCGGAUGCUGGGAAGUUAUUCAUGGUGGACAGCAUACCGAAGCUAACCAAAAACCCAGUAGCCCUGGGAUUAAGGUCAUUUACUCAGCAUGCUGUGAACCAUAUGAAAGUAGCCUACAUGCCCCCUAUGCAAGAUAUUGGGCCCCAUCUCCAACACGUCCAGUUUACAGUUUCUAUCAGUAACCAACAUGGUGGCACUUUGCAUGGGAUAUGCUUUAACAUUACCAUUCUUCCAGUGGACAAUCAAGUUCCUGAGGUCUUCACCAACUCUCUGAGAGUGGCUGAGGGACGUCAAUGCAUCGUGGACACAGAGCACAUCCAUGUUUCUGAUGUGGACACCCUACUGGACAAUAUCUACCUCUCUCUGACAGGGACCCCGCUGAGUGGAAGGGUGGAGCUGAAUGGAUUUCCCCUAAAUCCAGGGGAUACAUUUUCUUGGAGCGACCUUCAUACCUUAAAAGUUAGGUAUCAACAUGAUGGAUCUGAGGUUCUUCAGGAUGACAUAUGUUUGGAGGUCACAGAUGGCAAAAAUUCAGCAGAAUUUGUUCUACAUGUUGAGGUAUUCCCUGUAAAUGAUGAGCCACCAGUCCUAAAGGCUGACCUCAUAGCCGUUAUGCCUUGCCUUGAGGGUGGAGAGGUGGUCAUCACCCCUGAAUAUCUUGGUGCUACUGACAUGGACAGUGAUGACUUGACACUGGUGUUUAUGAUUGUUGGAGAACCUCGGCAUGGGAUGGUGAGGAAGGCUGGAGUGAGCGUGGACAGGUUCUCUCAGGCCGAUGUUAUCUCAGGGGCAGUGACAUACAGACACACAGGUGGUGAGAUUGGCCUGGUACCUUGUUUUGACACCAUUACAUUGGUGGUUUUGGAUGGAGAAGCCAGCCCUGUUAUCAAUGGCUGUUGCUACCACAGGCCUGAUCCAUCAGCUCUUCAUGAAGCCUUUCCAGUGUAUGAUCUCAAUAUCACAGUGCAUCCAGUAGACAAUCAACCACCUUCCAUUGAAAUUGGUACCAUGUUCGUUGUAGAUGAAGGCUUCUCUGCAGCCAUUACCAUUAACCACUUGUCUGUCACUGACCCUGACACUGCUGCAGAUGACUUGGAAUUUGUUUUGGUUUCUCCUCCUCAAUUUGGCUACCUUGAAAACACACUCCCUUCUGCUGGUUUUGAGAAAAGCAACAUGGGCAUCAGUAUAUCUUCAUUUCAGUGGAGAGACAUGAAGUCUUUGCACAUUAACUAUGUGCAAUCCAAGCAUCUGAGGAUAGAACCAACUGCCGAUCAGUUCGUGGUCUCUGUUACAGACGGGUCACAACGCUCCUCUGAGACAUCAUUUUACAUUCGAAUCAACCCCACCAAUGAUGAGGCCCCUGACUUUGUAGUGCAGAACCUUACCGUGUGCCAGGGUGGAAUGGUAGAGCUGGAUUCUUCCAUCAUCAGUGCUGCUGACCUGGACAUUCCUAAGGACCACUUACUCUUCAGCAUCUCUCAGAAACCACAUCAUGGUCUCCUCAUCCAUGGGGGACCCAGUGAAAACACUCCUCCAAAUAACCAGCUAGCCAACCCUCACCAGAAACAUGAGCUCAUCCAUAACUUUUCCAUGGACCUUCUUAAGACUGGACUGAAGCUGUCAUAUGUGCACGAUGGCUCAGAGGGCCUGGCUGAUGACUUUGCAGUCCAGUUGUCAGAUGGGAAACACAAGAUAGUUAAAAUGAUUUCAGUAGAGGUCUUUCCAGUUAAUGAUGAGAAACCAACAUUAAGCAAGAAGGCUGAAGUUGUGGUGAAUGUGGGUGAUACUCGUAUCCUGUCAAGUGCUGUCCUUUCUGCAAUAGAUAAAGACUCCCCCAGGGAGAAGAUUUACUAUUUAUUUGAAAAGCUUCCCCAAAAUGGACAACUUCAACUUAAGAUAAGGAGGGGCUGGGUCCCUCUCUCCCCUGGCAUGAAAUGCACCCAGAUGGACGUGGAUCUGAACUUGCUGAGGUAUACACACACGGGGGCAAUUGACUCCCACGAUGGAGAUAGCUUUACCUUCUACCUCUGGGAUGGUGACAACAGAUCACCUGCAUAUGAUUGUCACAUCACCAUUAAGGACAUGGGAAAAGGUGACAUCGUCAUUCUUGCAAAACCACUGGUGGUGUCUAAAGGUGAUCGGCGGAUCCUGACGACCUCCACGCUCCUGGCUGUGGAUGCAACAGACAGGCCUGAGGAACUGGUGUAUGUCAUCACCUCCCCGCCACAGCAUGGCCAGGUGGAAUAUGUCCGCUAUCCUGGAGUUCCCAUCACAAGCUUCAGUCAAAUGGAUGUUGCAGGACAGACAGUUUGCUACGUUCACAUGAGCAAGGCAGCAGUUUGCCAUGACAGCUUCAGAUUCAUCAUCAGUAAUGGACUGCAGACAAAGCAUGGGGUGUUUGAAAUCAUACUGGAGACUGUGGACAAAGCCUUGCCUGUGGUAACCAGAAACAAAGGGCUGAGGUUGGCUGAAGGGGCCAUGAGUCUGCUCUCCCCUGACCAACUCCAAGUGACUGACCCAGAUACCUCUGCAGAAAACCUCACCUUCAUCCUGGAUCAGCUCCCACAGCAUGGCCAGCUCUACCUAAGGGGGUCAGUGCUGAUCCAACUCAAUUUCACUCAGCAGGAUGUGGACAGCAGGAAGGUGGCCUAUCAGCAUUCAGGAGGUCACUCUCACACAGACUGCUUUACUUUUGUGGUCACAGAUAGGACAAACCGUGGCUUUGUUGUGGAUGGGAGAGUGCAGGAAGAGCCUGUUUCAUUCACCAUUCAGGUAGACCAGUUGGACAAAACAGCCCCCCGGAUCACACACUUGCAUUUCCCUUCUCAAGUGAGCCUCCUAAAAAAUGGCUGUUAUGGGAUUUACAUCACUUCCCAUGUGCUGAAGGCAUCAGACCCCGACACUGAGGAUGAUGAGAUUAUCUUUAAGAUUUUACGAGGUCCACUACAUGGACAUCUGGAGAACACAACAACAGACCUUGAGGCCAUUUGGAUCUGUCGAGAGGUGUUGAUGGGUCUAUGUUUGUUAUGUUUGGAGUUGAAGUGGUCUCAUAUUGAAUGGUCACAGUCUGAAUAUGAAGUCUGUGAAAAUGUGGGUAUGUUGACCUUGGAAGUUACCAGAAGGGGCUAUUCCAUGGAUUCGGCCUUCGUGAGCAUAAAGGUCAACCAAGUGUCAGCGACAGUUGGAAAAGAUUUCACAGUGACUCCAUCCAAACUCAUUCAGUUUGAUCCAGGAAUGUCAACUAAGAUGUGGAAUAUAGCAAUUACCUAUGACGGAUUAGAGGAAGAUGAUGAGGUCUUUGAAGUAAUUCUGAACUCCCCUGUGAAUGCAGUUCUUGGCACGAAGACAAAAGCUGCAGUGAAAAUUUUGGACUCAAAAGGAGGACAGUGCCUGACUUCCUAUUCCUCUAACCACAGCCAGCACAAGGCAUGGGAAAAGGGUGUUUGGCCCUUUUUGCCCUCUGGCUCCUCCUCAUCCAUUCCUGGUGGUUUCCCUCAUCUGGAAAGAAGAUACCCUUCAUCUUCUAAGCAGCUAGUGGUCACCAAGGGGAGCACCCUGCGGAGCUUUGAUGCUGCAGUUCUUUCUCAGAGGAAGCUCAGGACCCAUGGGAAUGGCAAGGCAGUUUUACCAUCCUCUGUUUAUAAAAAUGGAACAGACAUCAUCUAUAAUUACCAUGGGGUGGUUUCUUUGAGACUGGAAGAUGACAGUUUUCCCACUCACAAAAGGAAGGCUACAGUAUCCAUCCUGAGUCAGCCACACAGGAGAGUCAAAGCAGCAGAGCUGCCUCUGGCAGAGACAGAAUCCACAAGUGCCUCACACUUCCCCAGACAGAACCAGUUGCCAUCAUUCCCAAAGAAUUGCAUGGUGGAGAUAAAGGGACUCCUCCAUUUUGAAGAAAGUAACCAGAAACUGUAUCAAUGCAAUGGAAUUGCCUGGAAAAUCUGGAGCCCCCAAACCAAGGAGGUGGAAGACAAAUCCUGCCCAGCUGGAUGGCACCUUCACUCAGGCUACUGCCAUACCUUGAUCACGGGACAGAAGAGCACCUGGGCCCUGGCCACGCGAGCUUGCAGGGAACAACACCUGGGCAACCUUGUCACUGUAUUCUCCAGGCAACACAUGCAGUGGUUGUGGCACAUCAGUGGAAAAAAACCCUUUUGGAUAGGAUUGAAUGACCAAGAGCAUGCUGGCCGCUGGGUGUGGAUUGGUGGUGAACCUGUUGUCUUCACCAACUGGAGGAGAGGGCGCCCUCAAAACUCAAGGCCUGGAAAGAAUUGUGUUUUGGUGCAAAAACAAGGGAAAUGGCAAACAAAGAACUGCGGGAAGGGCAAGCCUCACAAUUUUAUUUGUUCCUGGAAACUUUAA